Oryza brachyantha (malo sina) is the source of this 3476-nucleotide messenger RNA. RefSeq names its product AP3-complex subunit beta-A. Gene Ontology annotation, cellular component: AP-3 adaptor complex; membrane coat. Lineage: Eukaryota; Viridiplantae; Streptophyta; Magnoliopsida; Poales; Poaceae. Gene Ontology annotation, biological process: vesicle-mediated transport; intracellular protein transport. The coding region runs from base 48 to 3308 and encodes 1086 amino acids. The record is from RefSeq and is a predicted model, not a curated record. The transcript is spliced from 11 exons.
AGGCGAGGCGAGGCGAGAUCCAAGGCGACGGCGGUCGGCGGAGGGAGAUGUUUGGGCUGCAGGCGAGCGGCGCGGCGGCGUCGUGGGUGGUGGGGCGGAUGGGCACGGACGCGCACCUCUACGACGACCCCGACGACGCCUCCAUCCCCACCCUGCUCGACUCCCGCUUCGACGCCGACAAGCUCGACGCCCUCAAGCGCCUCCUCGCCCUCAUCGCCCAGGGCGUCGAUGUCUCCCACCACUUCCCGCAGGUUGUCAAGAAUGUGGCGUCGCAGUCACUGGAGGUCAAGAAGCUCGUCUACUUAUACCUCCUCCACUACGCCGAGAAGCGCCAAAAUGAAGCUCUUCUUUCUAUUAACAUAUUUCAGAAGGAUUUAUCUGAUAUUAACCCAUUAGUGAGGGCAUGGGCACUACGAACUAUGGCUGGAAUUAGACUGCAUGUCGUUGCUCCACUCGUGUUAGUGGCUGUAAAGAAAUGUGCAAGGGACCCAUCGGCGUAUGUUCGAAAAUGUGUUGCCUAUGCACUUUGUAAGCUCCACGACUUACUUCCAGAGGAAACUACAUCCUUGGAAGAGACUGUAGAUGUUUUGUUCAGUGACAACUCCCCUGGAGUAGUGGGAGCUACUGCUGUUGCUUUCAAUUCAGUUUGUCCAAAUUGUUUACCCUUGAUAGCAAAGCAUUUCCAAAGGCUAUGUGAGACACUCCCAGAUAUUGAAGAAUGGGCUCAGAUUCUUCUAAUUGAUAUCAUAUUGCGAUAUGUAAUAGCUAAACAUGGAUUGGUAAAGGAUUCUUCAAUUUUUGCUUCCAAUUUGCGUUUGGAGAGCCAGGGCAGUGGAGAUUCAGCUGGCAAUGAAACUUGUGGCACUAUAUCAGCCAUCACAUUGUUUCGACAUUAUAUCGAAGAAUAUUCAGGAUGUUUAGAAGGUGACACAAUCAACUGUUCAUCAGUGACCAGUAGCACAAACAAUGAUGUUGCACUACUUUUGAAAUGCACAUCACCUCUUCUGUGGAGCCGAAACAGUGGAGUUAUACUUGCAGCAGCAAGUGUUCAUUGGAUCAUGGCUCCAGUUGACCAACUGAAUAGAGUUGUUGGGCCAAUUUUAUUUACUCUACGCUCGUCUCCUGAUGCAACAUAUGUGAUGCUUGGCAACAUGAUAGUUUUUGCCAAGACAGCACCACAAUUGUUUGCUCCGUUCUAUGAAGAUUUUUUCAUAUGCGCUUCAGAUCCAUAUCAGACGAAGGCUUUGAAGCUUGAAAUACUGACCACCAUAGCCACCGAGUCCUCUAUUCCAGCAAUUUUUGAAGAAUUUCAGGAUUAUAUUAAAGAUCCGGAUAGAAGAUUUGUGGCAGACACAGUUGCUGCCAUUGCGCUGUGUGCCCAGAAGCUUCCCUCUAUCACUACCACUUGCCUUGAGGGGCUUUUGGCACUAGUAUUCUAUGAAUCAUCUAUAAGUAAUUCUGCUCACUUUGAUGGAGAAGCUGCUGUUCUAGUUCAAGCAAUUUUGUCUAUCAAAGCAAUAGUGAGAACAGAUCCAGCAUCUCAUGAAAAGGUGAUCGUACGCUUGGUCCGCUGUCUGGACAAAAUUAAAGAGCCUGCAGCACGAUCCCUGAUUAUUUGGAUAUUUGGAGAGUAUAGCUCCAUAGGAAAUCUCAUUCCAAAGAUGGCUCUUGCUGUCUUCAAGUAUCUUGCAUGGUCCUUUGCUGCUGAAGUGCUUGAGACAAAGCUUCAAAUCUUAAAUGCUGCUGCAAAGGUUAUAAUGCAUUCUCCUGAAGAAAACUUAGAAGAAUUCAAAAAGAUAAUGGCCCAUGUCAUUAAGUUGGCAACAUGUGAUUUGAAUUAUGAUGUCCGUGAUCGUGCUCGUUUUAUAUCAAAACUUCUGCCACACUGCAUAACCUAUUUUAAUGGAAAUGACUCAUGUCAAUCACGUAAUGAAGAUAUGUUUAAGGGACUGGCUAAUCAUAUAUUUGAUGGGAAGAUACCACCAACAUUCUGUUACACCAACAGCUACCGGAUUUAUCUUCCUGGUUCCUUGUCACAGGUUGUUCUUCAUGCAGCUCCUGGUUACGCACAGCUUCCAAAGCCUCAAAGUAUGGAAUUAAUUCACAAGACCAUGGAACCAACCAGAGGAGUAGGCAAUUCUUCUGAAAGCAAUAAUUCUGGUGCUGAAUCUGGAUCUUCAACAUAUGAUAGUGGUUCUGUUUAUGAUUCAGAGAGUGAAGGUGGUGGCUCAUCUGACAGGGAUGCUGCUGCAUCUAACAAAAAUGAUAAUCAAGAAGAUCCUCUGGUUCAUGUUUAUGAUGCAAGGGUUGAUCAAGGUCAGACAACUAGGGAUGUUGAGGAAAAUUUUGCAUCUCUCAUCACUACUGAUUUGACUGAAUUAAUGUCUAAGUCAGCAUUGGAAACAUGGCUUGAUGAGGCUCCUGCUGAGCCAGUUCAGGCUUCUACACAGACAUCAUCUGCCAGAGUGUCAUUUACCAAUCGGAGCUUUGAGCGAAAACCUAAAUUGCAUAAAUUGUUAGACCCAUCUAGUAGUAAUGGUCUAAGUGUUCUUUAUGCCUUUUCAUCUGAGGUUUCACCCGUAUCACACUUGCUAAUAUGUUUAGACUUGUUCUUUGAGAACGUUUCAUCAGACGAACUGGUCGAUAUAACAAUUAAAUCUGAUGAGGCUUCUGGUAGUGAGGAUGGCUUGGACCAAACAUUACAAGGAUCUGCAAGCGUUCCAACUAUUGUUCUUGAUAAAGAGAUACAAUUGUUGGCUCCUCAACAAGCAGCAAAAAUGAUUCUUCAGGUUCACUUCCAUCAUCAUCUAUUGCCCCUUAAGUUGUAUGUGCUCUGCAAUGGAAAAAGGCAUCCAGCAAAACUUCAUCCUGACAUAGCUUAUUUUGUGCGGCCACUGCCUAUGGACUUAAAUGCCUUUCUAUGCAAGGAAAACCAGCUGCGGGGAAUGUAUGAGUAUGCUAGAAGGUGCACCUUCAAAGAUCAUCUUCAGAAGCUUGAGCACAUCGAUGAUACAGAGCAAGCUGAUAAGAACCUUCUGAUAGCCCAGAGCGUUGCAUCAAAAAUACUGAACAAUGCCAACUUUCACUUGGUUUCAAUGGAUAUGCCAGUGACCUUCAGCAUUGACGAUGCUUCUGGCUUAUGCUGGCGAUUCAGCAGCGAAAUCAUGAGCACUUCAAACCCUAGCCUAAUUACCAUCAUCGCGGAAGGGCAUAUAUCGGAACCACUGGACCUCACUGUUAAGGUGAACUCUGAAGAUGCUGCGUUUGGCCCAAAUCUCCUAAACAGAGUUGUAGCAAUCGUAGAGUGAAGCUUUAUGUUUUAACAUAUGUGCAUUUAGGUUUAUUAAAUGCCACUGUGUAUACUGUAAAUUGUUGUACAUUAUUUGCAAGCUCUGAGGGUCUUAUAGUAAAGAUACACAGCAAAUGUAUGGACGUCUGGUACCACAAAUGAAUUGAAAUGUUGAAUCUUCCUUCCA